UGCUCAAUAUCCGGAAGGAAUCGUUGGCAUUGCCGGUGUUUGGGUGGAAUUAUCGGUGAGCGAUUGUGUGGGAAAUCAUCCGUGGCCGACGCUGACGAUCGUGUGGUUCGUGGCCCCUAACUCUGCAGCAUCAUGAAAUCGAAACGGAACCGUGUCAGCUCGGAAAAGUUGUUCCAAAGAAAAGAACCCGGAGCGGUACGCAAACCCAACCCUUUUGAGACGCAGGUACUGAAGGCAAAGUUCACCGUCCUGAACCGGGACCCACAAUCGCGGCAAUCGAUACGUGCCAGCGUAAAGCCGGGUGCCCUCCGUUCCCGGGCCAUCGAAACUCGCAAGCGAACGCUGGGGAAAGAGUUUGCGGCGCAGCACAAAACGAACCGCUUCGUCGAUGCACGCAAGGACGGGAAGAACUUUCGCCAGCAGCAGCAGCAGUCGAACGCGUCGCGGCGCAAGGAAAUGUACAACCUGAGCCUAACGCAUCGCGGCCAAACGCUGGAGGAGCUCGAGCGUUUCGAUGAUCCGGUGGAUAACGAUGACGACGAUGAUGGCGACGGCGACGACGGCGGGUUGCUCGAUGAUGCCUUUACGAGUGCGGCUCACUUCGGCGGAGGGUCCGAUGAAGAGGAUGACCCGGAUCGGAAGGAUCGCAAAACGGUCAUCGAGGAGAUGAUUGCGAACGCGAAGCGCCUGAAGGCGGACAAGCAGCGCGAAAACGACGAAGUGUACGAAAUGAUGCAGAAGCUGGACAGCAACUUGAAGAUGCUGAUGCCACAGGUCGGUGAGCACCUGCGUAAGGACAGCGAUCGGCCAAAGUUGGACGACUACGAUCGGGUAAUGCGCGAGAUGAUCUUCGAACGCCGUGGCGCACCGGCCGAGAAGCUAAAGUCGGAGGAACAGGCUCGUACGGAACAGGAGAAACGAGAGACUCUCGAGCGCGAACGGCAGGAACGGAUGAAGAUUGAGGCGGAACAGGGACCGAACGUGACGCAGAAGCAUCGCUCGGCCGAUGCACUGGACGAUGGGUGUUACGCAGUGGAAGAACCGGACCUGCCGGACAACGAUAUCGAAGCGCACGAUGCGGGAACGCUGUACGAUGCCAGCAAUAUUUCCAAAGAGGCCAAGAACGACGACGCCGAUGAUGUAGACGAUGAACCUACAGACCAGGAGACGGACGAUGAUUCGAGCGGGGACGACGAGGAUAACCUAUCGGACCUGCAAAACGGUGGGCAGUCAUCGGAGAGCAGCGACGAAGGGGAACCAGAACAGCCGAGCAUACCUGCCACGCGACCAGUUGAGUCCAGUCCCAGGGAAACCGCUCCGCAGGCACGAAAAUUCGAGAUUCCUCAAUUUCUUGAGUUCCCCAAACAGUACGAAGAGUUCGUUGAGCUGCUGGCGAACCGAAGCGUUGAGCACGGGGCGGCCAUCGUGGGAAAGCUGGUGGAAAAGUGCAAUCAAAACCAUCCCACCAGCAAGGCGAACCGACGUCUACUGUUUGUGUAUCUGCUCCAGCAGCUAACGGACCGUUUCCGGGUGGCAAAAGAACCGUCGUUGGCAAACGAUUUCAAAGCCGUACACCUGCUGACACCGCAUCUGUACGAUCUGGCGGUCAAGGAUCCAAUCGACACGGGCCACAUCUUCCUCGAGGUGAUUCAAGAGAAGCAUGAAGAGUAUCGGACAAGCCCCCGGCGAUACCCCGCACUGUCCACGCUGGUCAUGCUCAAGCUGGUGCCGCUGCUGUAUUCCGCUUCCGACGCGCGGCACACGAUCGUGACGCCGGUGCUGGUGUUUGUGAGCGAGAUACUGACGCGCUGCUACGUGAGAAAUCGACGCGAUCUCACCCGCGGCCUGUUCCUGGUGACCGUGGUGCUCGAGUGUGUGGAACAAUCGAAACGCUUCCUGUCGGCCGCGCACGACUUCUUGAACAACGUUUUGCUUCUUGCGCGUCCGGAACGUGAGCCGCAGGCGCAAAAGAGGAGCACGUUUAGAGUGGCCCCACAUUCGCUUGCCUUCGCGAGCGUAAGUCGCAGCGACCGCAACGGGGCGGGCGGUCAACUCUUGGCCGAAGAUUUUAUGCACACCGAAAUAACGGAAGAGUUUAAAGCUCGCGCGGUGGCGAGCACGGUCGGGAUGAUUUCGGCCAUCUGCACCCAGCUGGACCAGUGUGUGGCCAUACAAACCAUAGCGGGACACUUCAAGCCACACCUGGAGACGCUCUCGAGGGUUAGCGCUGCUCCGGAAGUGGUCAAGAAUGCCGUCCACACGGCGCUCAAGAAGGUGACCGGGUUGGUGCUUCGACCGUGCCAGUACCUCGUGCAGGCGGAGAAGAAACCGAAAGUGUUGCGCUUGCUCGAACCGAAAAUCGCGCCCGUCUACGACGAUAUUCGGCGACGCCCGAAGACGAACGCUUCGGUGCGGGAGCAGCGGAAGAAAAUGCAGCAAAAAGUAAAACGGGCAUCACGAAGCGCGGCCCGCGAACUGCGGCUGGAUAACGAGUACAUCUCGAAGCUGCAGAUGAAGCGGCGCAUGGAGAGCGAUCGGGAGCGCAAGGAGAAGGUGAGACGCAUCUUCGGCGACGCCACCCGGCAGCAGGGCGAGUUGAAGUCGAUGGACCGCAAAGCAAAGUACCGGAAAUAGUUAA
Molecule: messenger RNA, 2638 nt
Organism: Anopheles cruzii
Lineage: Eukaryota; Metazoa; Arthropoda; Insecta; Diptera; Culicidae
Product: nucleolar protein 14 homolog
Exons: 2
Coding region: 133-2634 (833 amino acids)
Biological process (GO): maturation of SSU-rRNA
Cellular component (GO): small-subunit processome; nucleolus; Noc4p-Nop14p complex
Source: RefSeq, a predicted model, not a curated record